AUGCCUAAAUCCAGCUUUUAUUUCAGCUAUCUUCGAAUAACGAUAAUACAGCUUUUAAAGUCACAAGGGUUUGAUAGAUGCUCCAAUACCGUUAUUGAUGCACUGACAGAUACCACAAUCCGGUUUUUAGGCCUUCUUUUGGAAAAAACUGCGAAAUAUACUGCCAGUCGUGGAGAAUCCCUGGAUGAUGUCCAGAUACAAGAUAUCUCUGAAGCGCUAACAGAGCUCAAGAUAAUUACACCUUGUAACCUAUUAGAUCCAUAUGAUGUGUCUCCAGAUAACCUUCAAGGUAUUCAAAACUUUGAAAGCUGGUUCAUCGGCCCGUACCCAGAUAGGGCAAGGCAAGUGGCCAGGCCAAGCAAACAAUACAUAGCGGAAGUCAAUGAGAGUUUAGACCCCAGCACACAGUUCAGGUCCAAAAACAGAAUCCCUGAAUACAUGAACAGUUUUAAGAAGCAGGAAGAACAAAUAGAUAAUACCGGUGAUUUCCCUCUAGAUGAAGACUGGAUAAGAUUCAAUCUCAGAGUGGAACUCAAGAGAAACCAAGCACAUGAUUCUAAACUGAAAAAUUCCGUGUUGCAGCCGUAUAUUUCAAAUGUAUUGGAGGAUGUGCAGAGAAAAAACGGAGUAAAUGGAAAUGGUUCCACAGACAAAUAUGCAACCAAUUACGAUUUCAUUAUCACUGGUCCAACUCCAGACAAAUUAAUGCAAUACCUUCCUUAUAUUAAUAGUGACGAUGAGGAAGACGAUGAUUCAUACGAAGAGGAGAAUGAAGAUUCCGAAGACCAGGAUGAGGAUGAUGGUGACCGCAACAAUGAACACAACAAAAAUGACGAAUAUGGCAAUGAAAAUCAACCAGAACAAACGACUCCCGAUUUUGAUUACGAAGAACACAAUGAUGAAGACGAUAAUCGACAAAAAUUAAAGAUUCGUCUAAAUAUAUAA
Molecule: messenger RNA, 945 nt
Organism: Komagataella phaffii GS115
Lineage: Eukaryota; Fungi; Ascomycota; Pichiomycetes; Pichiales; Pichiaceae
Product: Transcription initiation factor TFIID subunit 3
Exons: 2
Coding region: 1-945 (314 amino acids)
Molecular function (GO): protein heterodimerization activity
Source: RefSeq, a predicted model, not a curated record